Messenger RNA from Gorilla gorilla gorilla (western lowland gorilla), 1601 nucleotides. RefSeq names its product yippee like 3 (gene YPEL3). The transcript has 4 exons. The record is from RefSeq and is a predicted model, not a curated record. Bases 732 to 1205 code for a protein of 157 amino acids. NCBI's taxonomy places the organism in Eukaryota, Metazoa, Chordata, Mammalia, Primates, Hominidae.
GUAAACAAGUCCAGGCGCCUGCGAACCCGGGCCCGGGGGGGACGGCGCCCGCCAGGAGCGCCCCCCACUCCCAGGCCAGCCCAUCCCGGCGGACCGGGCCCCGCGCGCCCAGGCGAGGUGAGGCCCGCGCCGUCAGGGCUGCGUGUCGCCCCGCGCCCCUGCCCAGCCCGCGAGGACUGCCCCCUCCCCCGGCGCCCGCCCCCACCCCCGCGCCCCAGGUGAGCCCCGGGGUCCAGGUAAGGCUCCGCGAUGCAGGUAAGAGCCCCUGAGCCUAGAGGAGGCCUUGACGCCCGCAGGUGAGAGCCCCUCCCCUCCUAGGUGACCCUCCACCUUCACGGGGAGGCCUCCUACCUCUUCCAGGUGGAGGACCCUCUCCCCGAUGAACCUCCUAAACCACCAGUGAACCCCACUGCUCUCCAGAUGAGGUCGCAAGGACCAACCAGUGCCUACCCGCCCAUGCUCCCCCGAAACUGGGAACUGACAGCCCAGCCCCUCCAAAGCCCCUUCCUCCAGCUUCAGCUGCCAGGUCAGCAAGGGUGAGGCCGGAAGCAGGCGGGUGACUCACCGUGGGCACCUCCGAGCCUCAGUUUCCCCAUUGAUGCAACCUGAGGCCUCCUCACUGAGUCAAAACCGAGACGCCUCUGGUCCCCGGAGAGGCUGCUGGCUCUGGGGAAAGGAGAGAGCAGCCGAGUGUGACAGAGCGAGUCCCCACGGCUCUGGGAGUGCCUCGCAUGUGUGUGGCCCAGGUCCUGACAGCCCACCUACUCCCUCCCUGGCAGGCACUGGGCUCCCUCUGCUCCCCGUGGGCCGCUCCCCGCGUGGGGCCACUGCCCCCGGCCCCCGCCAUGGUGCGGAUUUCAAAGCCCAAGACGUUUCAGGCCUACUUGGAUGAUUGUCACCGGAGGUAUAGCUGUGCCCACUGCCGCGCUCACCUGGCCAACCACGACGACCUCAUCUCCAAGUCCUUCCAGGGCAGUCAGGGGCGUGCCUACCUCUUCAACUCAGUGGUGAACGUGGGCUGCGGGCCAGCCGAGGAGCGGGUGCUGCUGACCGGCCUCCAUGCUGUCGCCGACAUCCACUGCGAGAACUGCAAGACCACUUUGGGCUGGAAAUAUGAACAGGCCUUUGAGAGCAGCCAGAAGUACAAAGAGGGGAAGUACAUCAUUGAACUCAACCACAUGAUCAAAGACAACGGCUGGGACUGACCCCCGCUCCCCCGACGCAUGUGGCUCCAGCCCGGCCUGGCCGCCAGGGAGCGCCACCGGCUUCCCGCCGCCCGAAGGGAGCUCUGGACCCUCAGAGCCCCUGCAGAGGACGGAUCUAGCUCCUGUAUAUAUAUUUUAUUGCAUGCACUGUGACCUUGGGGGGAGAACAGAAGGGGGACGACGCCCCCGCACCUCCUGCGAUCUGGCUGGCUUGGAUCUCGUUUUUAACCCGUUCCUGCCCCACUUGCCCUGUAGUUAUGGCCUGUGUUCUGCUCUCCUGGCCCCAGUGCACCGUCUGCUCUGUGAACUCCUCCCACCAGGCCCUUCUUACCCCACGCGUGUCUGUCCCCCUCGUUCUGUAGCGUUUGUACAUAAUAAAACAAUGGAGUGGAGACA